Molecule: messenger RNA, 341 nt
Organism: Staurois parvus
Lineage: Eukaryota; Metazoa; Chordata; Amphibia; Anura; Ranidae
Source: the annotation of a GenBank genome assembly
CAGAUAUAGUGAAUGCAGGGUCCGGGGAGACCAGAUAUAGUGGAUGCAGGGUCCGGGGAGACCAGAUAUAGUGAAUGCAGGGUCUGGGGAGACCAGAUAUAGUGAAUGCAGGGUCCUGGGAGACCAGAUAUAGUGAAUGCAGGGUCUGGGGAGACCAGAUAUAGUGAAUGCAGGGUCCGGGGAGACCAGAUAUAGUGAAUGCAGGGGUCCUGGGAGACCGGAUAUAGUGAAUGCAGGGUCGGCGAAGACCAGAUAUAGUGAAUGCAGGGUCCUGGGAUACCAGAUAUAGUGAAUGCGGGGUCCGGGGAGACCAGAUAUAGUGAAUGCAGGGUCCUGGGAGA